GUCUUCUCCUGCUGUAAAACCUCGGGGGAAGAGAGAUCGGAGCGGUUUCUGGUCCGACACCAUACGACUAAACGAAGGAGGAGGAAAAAAAAAUGGGGAAGCAUCCGAGUUCAGCUUCUUCACGUUCCGGUGAGGACCUCCACGCGGCCGCGAGAUCCGGCGACCUGAGAGCCGUUCUGUCGAUACUUGCCGCGAACCCUCUGGCUGUCAAUUCCAGAGAUAAGCACUCCAGAACUCCACUCCAUUUAGCAGCAUGGUCUGGUCAGGCACAAGUGGUCACUUAUCUCUGCCAGAACAAGGCUGAUGUCGGGGCUGCUGCCAUGGACGAUAUGGGGGCUAUUCACUUUGCUGCCCAAAAGGGGCAUUUGGAAGUCGUACGCACGCUUCUUUCAUCUGGGGUCUCUGUUAAAGCUGCUAAUCGCAAGGGCUUCACUCCACUACACUAUGCAGUUCAAGGGUCCCAUUUGGAGCUCGUGAAGUACUUGGUAAAGAAAGGUGCUAGCCUGAGUACCAAGACCAAAGCUGGGAAAACCCCUGUUGAUCUUGCAAGCAGCGAAGAAAUUCGCUCUUUUUUGGUAGAAUCUGAAGAAUCAUCUAAAAAAGGCGAACAUCCUGAUCCUGGGAAGCAAGCUGAAGCCUCCAGUACAAACUUAUCUUCUCAUGAGAAAUCAGAAAAUAGUCACGAAAUGUCCAGGAAUUCUGAAGAGGAGGAUGAAAAUGCAAAGAGAAAGGGUAAUGACGAGGAAAUCAGGGAAGCCUCUCAACCUAAAAAGGCAAAGGUCGCACUUAAUCAUCUUACAAGCGCAGAUGAUGCGCAAGAUGAUGAAGAGAACUUUUGAGGCUGUCGUGCAAAGUUUUGAUCAAUUUGCUUUGUAUAUUUGGUAACUGACAAAAUUGCACUAACUUAGGAGGGCUCGUUCUUGGAGGUUAAUGUUAUUGUUAUGUUUCACUGAUUAAGGAAUAGAGGUUCACUAAGUUUACUCUCGUCAA
Molecule: messenger RNA, 990 nt
Organism: Rhodamnia argentea
Lineage: Eukaryota; Viridiplantae; Streptophyta; Magnoliopsida; Myrtales; Myrtaceae
Product: ankyrin-3
Exons: 2
Coding region: 93-839 (248 amino acids)
Biological process (GO): positive regulation of transcription by RNA polymerase II
Cellular component (GO): nucleus
Molecular function (GO): transcription cis-regulatory region binding; protein binding
Source: RefSeq, a predicted model, not a curated record